AUGACCUCGCGAUGGGCCGAUACGGACGAAGAUGCGGCUGAGGACGCACGGCGGAAGGCAGAAAAGGCGGAGAAGAAGAGGCUGAAGGCGGAGAAGCAGCGCAAGGCAGACGAAGAAGCUCAGCAGCGUGCUGCAGCAGAUGCUAAAAAUGACGCGCUGAAUGGACACGAGUACGACCACGAGCGCCCCUCGAAACGCCGACGCCUAUCACACGACAACAUACCAACUACGCACGAAGAGGAACGCAAGUUGCUGCGCUUUGACGCCCCCGCAUGGCAGCCUUGCCGCUCGGUGGAGCGCUUUGAUCGUCUGAACCAUAUCGAGGAGGGCAGCUAUGGGUUCGUGUCUAGGGCAAAGGAAGAGGCGACUGGGGAGAUCGUGGCGAUCAAGAAGCUGAAGCUGGAUGCUGCGAGGGAUGGCGGCUUCCCAGUGACUGCACUGCGCGAGAUACAGUGUCUACGGGCUUCGAGACACAGGCAUGUGGUGGACCUCCGAGAAGUGGUUGUGGGAGGAUCUGGCACUGGAGAUGUCUACCUGGUCAUGGAGUUCUUGGAGCACGAUCUCAAGACGCUGCAAGAAGACAUGGACGAGCCGUUUCUGCCUUCAGAAGUCAAGACCCUGCUAUUGCAGCUGGGGAGUGCAGUGGAGUUCCUGCACGAUCAUUGGAUACUUCACCGAGAUCUGAAAACUAGCAACAUAUUGAUGAACAAUCAGGGGGAGAUCAAGCUUGCAGAUUUUGGCAUGGCGCGGUUUUGUGGCGAUCCUGCCCCAGUCAAUUUGACGCAGCUGGUGGUCACUCUUUGGUACCGGUCGCCGGAGCUACUUCUAGGAACCUCAACAUACGACACGGCAGUUGACAUGUGGAGUGUUGGUUGCGUCUUUGGAGAGUUGCUGACCAAGAAGCCUCUGCUGCAAGGGAAGAAUGAGGUGGAUCAACUAAGCAAGAUCUUCGAGCUCUGCGGGAUUCCUACCGAAGACACUUGGCCCGGCUUCAAGCGACUACCGAACGCCCGUUCGCUUCGACUACCCUCAAACAGCAACAAUGCUCACGGCCCGAUCGUGCGGUCUAGAUUCCCGACCCUCACGAACGCUGGCGCAAGCUUGUUAAGCAGUCUGCUUUCAUUAAAUCCGUCGAACAGACCCUCCGCCAAAGAAAUGCUGCAGGAUCCGUAUUUCCAACAAGAUCCUCGACCGAAGCCCACUGCAAUGUUUCCAACAUUCCCUUCGAAAGCUGGACAGGAGAAGAGACGACGACAGGCCAGCCCUAACGCUCCUAUUCGCGGCGCAGCUCCUGGAUUGCAGGGUGAGAUGGACUUCAGCUCAAUCUUUAAUGGUAGGGAGGAGGAAGAGAAAGGGGGAGGGUUUCAGCUGAAAGUUGUGUGA
Zasmidium cellare ATCC 36951 is the source of this 1383-nucleotide messenger RNA. RefSeq lists its product as uncharacterized. The transcript has 2 exons. Gene Ontology annotation, cellular component: nucleus. NCBI's taxonomy places the organism in Eukaryota, Fungi, Ascomycota, Dothideomycetes, Mycosphaerellales, Mycosphaerellaceae. Gene Ontology annotation, molecular function: cyclin-dependent protein serine/threonine kinase activity; ATP binding. The record is from RefSeq and is a predicted model, not a curated record. Bases 1 to 1383 code for a protein of 460 amino acids. Gene Ontology annotation, biological process: protein phosphorylation; regulation of mitotic cell cycle.